AGCUGUGUUGUGAGUUGUGAUAACAGUAAAUUUGAGAUUUAAUUCAUUAACACAAUACCUACAUACAAAAAAGUUUGAACUUGGAAUGUUUUUUGAGUCCAUUCAAUUUCAAAGCAAGUAGACCAAGUGACAAAGUGACAAUGAUUACCAGAGGCGUUAUUAGUCAAAUUAGAUCUGAAGUUACAAAACGAUUCAUUUAUUUGUCACCAGCCAGGCAACUAUCAAACAUUUCGAAUGUCAACUACAACAAGCAAACCCUCGUGGAUGAUAGCGAUAAACCAAUCAGAAGCGUAUUGGUAACCAACAGAGAGCACAACAACCUUGAAUCUCACCAAGCAAGAAUUAAGGAGCUUGAAGCAAUCAUUGUAAAGCUAGAAGACGAGGCGAUCCACCAAAAGAAACCAAGUGGGUCCUUGGACUUGGCACAGGCGGUAAUAGAAAACAGAAGAGCGUGGCAAUAAAGCCUUUGAAAAUGUAAUGGGUUGAUUUCCCCACACUAGAGUUGUUCAACUGCGCAAUCGAUAGGCACUUAGCAAAUAUGAGCAGAUUUAUUUGUUGAUUCAAAAAUUAAAUUUUUAACAAUACUCAGGUUCUUUCUCAUUUUAACAAGUAUUACUUAAUAUUUUUAAAUUUCUCGAUGGUUUGUAUUGGAUUUUUCUCCUGUUUCAAUUGAUUUUUAGAUCUUUAGUUUUGUUAAUUUUUUCCAAUAAAAUAAUUUUUCCAUGA
Molecule: messenger RNA, 726 nt
Organism: Planococcus citri (citrus mealybug)
Lineage: Eukaryota; Metazoa; Arthropoda; Insecta; Hemiptera; Pseudococcidae
Exons: 4
Coding region: 141-461 (106 amino acids)
Source: RefSeq, a predicted model, not a curated record